GGCCCCGGCUCCGCCAGGGUCCCCGGGAAGGCGUGUCUCGGCCUGGCUCGAGCGCCGGCGGUUGCUAGGCACCCGCACAACCGCCGCCGUAAGACCCGAAGAGGCGGCGCCUGUCCCGAGGGAGGGAGCGGCCCGGCGAUACCGUUGUUUCAGCAAAAUAUCUGGUGGAGUUCCUGGAGCCAUGGCUAGCGCUGACAUCAAACCAAAAUCUAUAAGUCGUGCCAAAAAAUGGUCAGAUGAGAUAGAGAAUCUAUACAGAUUUCAGCAAGCUGGAUACAGGGAUGAAAUUGAAUAUAAACAAGUGAAGCAAGUUGAUAUGGUGGAUCGUUGGCCAGAAACAGGAUUUGUGAAGAAACUUCAGAGAAGGGACAAUACUUUCUAUUAUUACAACAAGCAAAGAGAAUGUGAAGACAAAGAAGUCCAUAAAGUGAAAGUUUAUGUGUAUUAAUUUUGUUAAUCCCAACUACACUGUUUUGUUUUUGUUUGUUGUAAGUAUGUUGCUUUAAUCUAUUUGAUGUUUAUAAAAUGUAAGGAAUUAAA
Mauremys reevesii (Reeves's turtle) is the source of this 540-nucleotide messenger RNA. It is a transcript of the gene MEIG1, whose product is annotated as meiosis/spermiogenesis associated 1. Gene Ontology annotation, cellular component: nucleus. Lineage: Eukaryota; Metazoa; Chordata; Testudines; Geoemydidae. The coding region runs from base 182 to 448 and encodes 88 amino acids. The record is from RefSeq and is a predicted model, not a curated record. The transcript has 3 exons.